AAUUGGCCUCGUCGUGGUCGUGUGAUAGGGAAUCAGACACAGUACACCAGUUGGCGACUGCGAGCGGGAGGAAGAAUGGGGACGAGAGAGGUCUACGAGGAGAAGCUCAGAAGAGGAAAUCUCCAUCACGAUCCCACCAUUAAUCCAGGUCUUGGUGCUCCUCGUUGCCCCCGAUGUCUAUCCACGCUGGUUCCUAGCCCUGAUAAAGGUGAGUGGGCCAUUACUUCUGUUCUACACGAUGCCACUGCUGUGGCUGGUUCAGGCAUUGGCGGUAUGCUUGGUGCAAUCCAUGGAAUUAACACAGGGAUUCCAUACCUGCAGAAUCGUGUGAAGGGACCAAAGUGGCUUCCUUUCUUAGUUGGGCUACCUCCACUGCUAAUGUUCUCGGGUGCAAGUGCUGCAUUUGGAGGUUAUGCUCUUCCUAGUUUUGCUCAACUCACUGUUACUUCCUACUAUGCUGCCUCAAGUGCCUCACAUUAUGGGAUUUCACUGCUUACACGAUAUGUUGAAGAGUUCCAUACUUCUCGUGGUCAGCAAGAAAGUCGCUGAUAAUUUCUUGUACAUGGACAUAUUAUAUAGGACCUACACUGCACUUUAACUUCCAUUUUUGUAAGUAGUAUUACAUAUGAGCAAUAUUUCAGACAAUUCUAAAUGGUUUUUUGUUUUGUUUUUUUAAAUAUAUAAAUUGAAAUUAACUAUUUAGAUGAC
This is a messenger RNA of Cannabis sativa, 708 nucleotides long. RefSeq lists its product as uncharacterized. The record is from RefSeq and is a predicted model, not a curated record. Bases 76 to 549 code for a protein of 157 amino acids. The transcript has 6 exons. Lineage: Eukaryota; Viridiplantae; Streptophyta; Magnoliopsida; Rosales; Cannabaceae.